CUCGCUGGUCGGGCUACUUCUUCCCUCCCCCGUCGCGGUGCUGCUCCCGCGCGGCCCCCACGGUCCCCGCAGCGGCCCCGACAGCGGCGCGCCACGGCGCACGCUCCGCGGCCCGAGCAGGCGCGUCAGCCGAGCUCGGCGGUCGCGCGGGCGGCGGGGACGCAGCUGACCCCGCUCUGCGCCCGCUGCACCCCGGCCGCCACCGUCACCUCGGCCCCGGGCCGCCGUGAUCUCGCCUGGCGGCUGCGGGCGGGGCGCCUCGGGUUCAUCUCCUGAAAUUAACUUUUCAAGAUGAAGUUUUUAUUGGCAAUAGCCUUUUUAAUUUUAAUUUCUUUGUGGGUUGAAGAAGUCUAUUCUAAGGAAAAGUCUUCAAAGAAAGGAAAGGGGAAAAAGAAGCAAUACCUAUGCCCAUCUCAGCAGUCAGCAGAGGACCUUGCAAGGGUACCGGCCAACUCCACUAGCAAUAUCUUGAACAGACUCUUGGUCAGUUAUGAUCCUAGGAUAAGACCAAAUUUCAAAGGCAUUCCUGUUGAUGUAGUAGUGAACAUUUUUAUUAAUAGUUUUGGAUCCAUCCAAGAGACAACAAUGGAUUAUAGAGUUAACAUCUUUCUGAGACAAAAAUGGAAUGAUCCCAGGCUGAAGCUCCCUAGUGAUUUUAGGGGCUCGGAUGCACUGACGGUGGAUCCGACCAUGUACAAGUGUUUGUGGAAACCUGAUUUAUUUUUUGCAAAUGAAAAAAGUGCUAAUUUUCAUGAUGUAACCCAGGAAAAUAUCCUUCUCUUUAUUUUUCGCGAUGGUGAUGUCCUUGUCAGCAUGAGGUUAUCCAUUACUCUUUCAUGCCCUUUGGACUUGACUUUGUUUCCCAUGGACACACAACGCUGCAAGAUGCAACUCGAGAGCUUUGGUUAUACAACUGAUGAUUUACGGUUUAUCUGGCAGUCAGGGGAUCCUGUUCAGUUAGAAAAAAUUGCCUUGCCUCAAUUUGAUAUUAAAAAGGAGGAUAUUGAGUAUGGCAACUGUACAAAAUACUACAAAGGCACAGGCUACUACACGUGUGUGGAAGUCAUAUUCACCCUGAGAAGACAGGUCGGAUUUUAUAUGAUGGGUGUCUACGCCCCGACCUUGCUGAUUGUGGUUCUCUCCUGGCUUUCCUUCUGGAUCAACCCAGACGCAAGUGCUGCCAGAGUACCCCUGGGCAUCUUCUCUGUCCUGAGCUUGGCCUCUGAGUGCACCACCCUUGCUGCUGAGCUUCCCAAAGUAUCCUACGUGAAGGCCCUUGAUGUUUGGCUCAUUGCCUGUCUCCUCUUUGGGUUUGCUUCGCUGGUGGAGUAUGCGGUUGUCCAGGUGAUGUUGAACAACCCCAAAAGAGUUGAAGCUGAGAAAGCCAGAAUUGCUAAGGCCGAGCAAGCAGAUGGAAAAGGUGGAAAUGCAGCUAAAAAGAAUACUGUGAAUGGCACAGGGACUCCUGUUCAUAUUAGCACAUUGCAGGUUGGUGAGACCAGAUGCAAAAAGGUUUGUACUUCAAAGUCUGACCUGAGAUCUAAUGACUUCAGCAUUGUUGGAAGCUUACCAAGAGAUUUUGAAUUAUCCAAUUAUGACUGCUAUGGAAAACCCAUUGAAGUCAACAAUGGACUUGGGAAAUCUCAGGCAAAGAACAAUAAGAAGCCUCCCCCUGCCAAACCUGUUAUUCCAACAGCAGCAAAGCGAAUUGACCUAUAUGCAAGAGCACUAUUUCCUUUCUGCUUCUUGUUCUUCAAUGUUAUAUAUUGGUCUAUAUAUUUAUGAUAAAUUAUUUCAUUUCUAUCAAGUAAAAUCCCAUUUCAUUGUGACAAACCCAAUUCAUACCUGCUGAUAUGUGAAAACUUUUGCAUUUUCAUAGCAAUAUAUUGCAUUUUGGAUGCCAUUUGAUCAUAAUAAAAUGUGGCACCUUACUUUUGAAUGGCAGCAUGAUCCUAUAAUGUCUGUGCUCUAAUAAAGAUGUAUAUAUGUAUAGCAAGCAUAUUGCUUUAGGAAUAAAUGAAGGAUAAGCAUACUGCAUAAUAUAAAUCCAAACAUUUUUCUUCAGUUAGUGUAAACUGCAAAUACUUCAGAUAUUUCUGGUAAUAAAAUGAUGUGCACGCUGAUUCCUGUUAUGGUCACUAUUCUAAUGUAUGUAGUAUUCCCAAUUUCCUUCCUUGUAACUUUCAAAGAAAACCAUCUUAUUCUUGUAUAAUUUUAGAUGGUACUAUCACAGAUUAAGCCAAGUAGUGUUACAUAUUGUUUAAAUUUUGUAAGUAGAAAUAUAUCAGUUAUAAUUAUGCAGGCUCUGUGGAGAAAUAAAGUUCCAAAAGCUAUUAAUUUGUAAAAUCAGCUCAUUUUAAGGUGUGCCUGUGUUGUCAAAUUGCCAGAUAACAAAACACAGUAAGCAUUUUUAAAUAAAGGGAAAUCCACACUUAUAUAAAUGCAUACUGAAUUCUGAGUUCUGGUAAAUAAAAAUACAUAAAGGAUACAUGCAUCAAUUAAAUAUUUAGCAUAAAAUUUAUUUAAACCAGUUUAAAACCCAAGUAGAUUUUCAUGAAUUUCUUUUGUUGAUAGAGUACACAAAAGCAUUGUGCCUUAAAAAGAGUUAUACAUAUUUUAAAUCAGAGAGGAGUGACAGAUAUAUGAUUUCACAUCAUUUUUAGGAAACCAAGGGGAAACAAGUACCCUAUUACUAGAAGUAACUUGAAUUGGAAAAAAAAAAAUCCAUAAUCAUGAAAGGAUUUUUAACUUCUUUAUUUUAUUAAAAUGCUUACGUAUUUUAAGUAAAAUUAAAAAUGUUUUCUGAAUUAUUUUAUGUUUUAUGUAUUUGAAUAUUUGGGAGUAUGUUACAAAACCCUUAAAGAUUAUGUAAAUGAUAUCUUUGUUUAUGUUAGACUUCAUUUCUACUUGUAUUUUCUCUCUUGCCAAAAGUCUAGACAACCGAGUUUUACUUACUUUGAUCUUGUUCCAACCUGAAAAUAAGCACUAAGUCUCCUUUUAUGAGACCCCCCCCAUUUUCUAAUAUCACAUCCAAUGCACCUUUUUAUUUCUGCCACAGCUGAAAUUAGAACUAUCAGUAAUUCACAUAACAUAAACAUAAGACCAAAGGAAUACACUUAUAUUAUUUGGAGGAUUUUGUUCCAGCUGAACUUUCCUAUGACCAAUUCAAUAUAAUUAUGGCUCAUGCAAAUCACCAUCUGUAAUUCAGUGCUAUUCAGUUCAUUGAGGAUAUAAUUUUGAAAAGAUCAUUGCUGAUCUUGAAUUUUUUAAUGGGAUAUAAUUUAAUCUUCUUUAGUCCUUCAGCACCCCCUAGUUGCAAAAGUGUACCCAUCUGAAUAAUUUUAAAAUGCCUCAAGUAACCCUAUGGAUGGACUUCAGUAUCCUACCGAGGCCCAAAGCAGUAGCACUUUAAUGGAACUGUGGUAGGAAAAACGGGAUCUUGAAUAGGAUUUAAAUCAUUUAAAAUUGUAUUUGCAAAACUUAUAUUUGCUUAUGUCUUACUUAUUUUUACAAAUUACGUUCUUAUGGGGGAGUUUGAUCUAAAGUUUUAAGUGUAUGAUGUACCAUAUUGAAGAUGGAUCUCAUAUAGAAAUAUAUUUGUUGAAAAUAAUGUGAAUGAAUUUCUUCUUUGUAAUAUAAUAUUGUUCCCUCUUUAAGAUCAAUUGUAAUACCAAAUUACAUAUAAAUAGCUAUCCCAGGAUUAAGUGUGUAUAUAUGACUUCAAAUGGAACAUUAGACAAUGAUCAUAACUGAGAAGUGUUAUCAAAAGUUGAUUUGUAAUACUUCUCUUUAAGGUUUAGUAACUUAACUCCAGGGCAGUUCUCAUCUGUACAUUCUAUAGUAUAUAUUUCUAAAUUCGUGGGAUCUUCUGUACCUCAAAUCAAGUGUCUUCAAAAUAAAAAUUAUCAUGUCCUCAUAAAUCAGUAGGUCCUUUUAUUUUCCAUUUCUGUUUAAGGCAUAGAGUUUCCCUUCCUUUAUCACACUGUAUAUUCUUUCAAGUCCCCAGUCCUAAUAUUCUCUCUUAUGGUUUGGAAAUUAAUUUGGAAAUUUCUUCCAAAGGCCAUGUAUUUAAGGAGUGGUAGCCAGCCUGUGGCACUAUUGGAAAGUAGGGGAACCUUAAUAAAGUGGGCCCUAGUGGAAGAAGAUUAGGUCAUCAGGGGCAUAACUGAAAGGGGAUACUGGGACCUCAGACUCUCUUCUUUUUCUCUUUGCUUCCCAGAAUCUAUGUGGUUAACAUCUUUGCUCUACCACAUUCUCCACACCAUGAUGUUCUGCCGUGCCACAGGCCCAGAAGCAAUGUGACCACCCAACCACAAACAAAAAACUCUGAGUCAAAAUAUAGUUUUCCUCCUUUUAAGUUGAUUUAUCUGUGAUAUUUGUCACAGUGACAGCUGACUAACAUUCUCCACCCUACACUUUCUACCUCCUACCCAUUCCUGAUGACACUAUCCUAAUCUUCCCACUCUACUUAAUCAGACUCUAUCAGCAGUUGACAGUCUCACUCCACUAUAACUUGACUUAAUUUUGAACUAAAUUUGUGAUUAUUUUAUUUGUGAAUUGCACAAAUGAUGCAUUAACAUGUUUAUGUAUUUUAAAACACAUGGCCAAGCGCAGUGGUGCAUGCCUGUAAUCCCAGCAUCUCAGGAGGCUGAGAUAGGAGAAUUGCAAGUUCAAAGCCAGUCUCAGCAAUUUAGUGAGGCCUUGAGAAACUUAACCAGACCAUGUCUCAAAAUAAAACAUUUUUUUAAAAAAAGGACUGGGCAGGAGGUUCAGUGGUUAAACCCCUCUGGGGUUCAAUUUGCUGUACAAAAACAAACAAACACACACUUAUAUUCAGAGUCAGUUGCUAUUAUCACUUUCUUUCUGUAAGCUUGUCUUUCUCUUCCCUAGGGUUCACCUUGAUUUGCAACCAUCCCAGAUCUUAUCCUGAGUAUUUUAUCCACUAUCUAAUUUUUAAAUAUAAAAGAUAAUUUUAAAUAAUGGGAUAUAACAUAAAUGAGAUUUUACAUUGUAUGUAUUGUUUUGCAAUUUCUUUGUUGUUGUUUUUAUUUCAUGUGUAUUGGAGUUCUUUCCAGGUGGGGACAUAGAUGACAUUCAUAAACCUAACUUCUGUCUCCUUUUAUUCUGUAGGAUGAAUGGACCUGAAUUUCAUUUCUUUUUAAAGUGGAAACUUAGUUUGUUUGUUUUUUCCUAAUAAAAAAACAGCAGUAUCACAAUAAGUAUCUGUGUGCAUGGAUAUGAAUAUUUGCAUGACGCAGACGUCAGAAAUGGAGUACUGAAUUGAAAGAUAAAAAAUUUAAGGUUCUCUUAAAUUUCUCUCCAAACAGAUGCUAAUGUAACCCAUGAUCUGCCCAAUCUCUGAUUUUAGUUCUUACCCCAUAUUAUGUUGUUACUCUGUUGGUUUUCUUUUUAAAAAACUUUUUAUACCAUUUUGGACAUUCAAAAUUACUGAAAAAAAUGUUACAGAUAAUUCUAUGUACCCUUUGUCCAAAUUUCCCAGUGUUAAUAUUUUCUCACACUUGCUUUAUUUUUCUCUCUUCUAUGUGUGCCUCAAACUAUUUUUUCUGAAACUUUCAAAAUAAAGUAGCAGACGGAGUCCUUUUACCUCUACAUUAGGAGUGUUUCCUAAAAUACAAUGACAUUAUCUUUCAUAACCAGAGUAGUACAAUGUACCAACAUCAGGAAAUGAACAUUGAUUAAAUGCUAUAAUCUAGACUUUCAAUUUGAAUUUACCAAAGGUCCCAUUACUUUUUUGCUAUUGUUCAGGAUGCAAUCUAGCAUUAUGUGUUUCAUUUAAUUGUGGUGACAUUAGUGUCUUUAAAAUAGAACUGCGAUUACUGCAUUUUUCUGAUCAAAUAUUUUUAGUGCCUUCUGCUGCCCAAUGAACUGAAUAAAAAAUUCUCAUAAAAUUUUUAUACGAUUAUCUCUAU
Messenger RNA from Sciurus carolinensis (gray squirrel), 5930 nucleotides. It is a transcript of the gene Glrb, whose product is annotated as glycine receptor beta. The record is from RefSeq and is a predicted model, not a curated record. NCBI's taxonomy places the organism in Eukaryota, Metazoa, Chordata, Mammalia, Rodentia, Sciuridae. Gene Ontology annotation, biological process: signal transduction; nervous system process; regulation of membrane potential. The transcript is spliced from 10 exons. Gene Ontology annotation, molecular function: extracellularly glycine-gated chloride channel activity; transmembrane signaling receptor activity; neurotransmitter receptor activity. Bases 292 to 1785 code for a protein of 497 amino acids. Gene Ontology annotation, cellular component: synapse; postsynaptic membrane; neuron projection.